Molecule: messenger RNA, 1086 nt
Organism: Melampsora larici-populina 98AG31
Lineage: Eukaryota; Fungi; Basidiomycota; Pucciniomycetes; Pucciniales; Melampsoraceae
Exons: 4
Coding region: 1-1086 (361 amino acids)
Source: RefSeq, a predicted model, not a curated record
AUGGCUCCCACACCUUACGCUCGCCGUUUGAACAGACUUCGCAGGAAGAACAAGCCGGCCACGCCUGUGCAGGAAGCUUUUAUUGCACAGCAGGCCAAAAAUCGAGCUCAAGCAGGCAAAGCGUCCCAAGCAUUGUUUCAGGCGAACGUUGCGAAGAAGCAGGACCCUGUUGAUGAUCAAGCAGAUUGGUUCAAUAUUCCAAUGGACGAGGAAGACGAAGUCCAUGAUAAUCAUCCGCCAGAACAUCGUCAUCCCGAAUUGGAAGAGGACGAGUAUGAACUUCUGGCGCAAAUAGCUCGGGCUCAAUAUGAUGCAAAACGAUUAGAAAAGACAAAACGAUGGAUGAAGCAAUGUGAAAACAUGCUACCAUCUUUCUUGCGUGGGCGUCAAUUAACAUCAGAAUGGGGUGAUGUCUUGAAUCGGUUCAAUGUUGUCCUGAAACGGGCUGAGGAAGCGCAGAAAGAUUUGGCUAAUAUUGAGUCAAAAAACCCAACUUUCAACCUGGAGUACAUCAAACACCAGUGGGCUAGACAAAAAGAAAUGCAGGCCCGAAUCAUCAGUGAGACCGCUGCUGAUAAACGGGAGCAAAUUCUGGUGUUAAUAGAGCUCGAAGAGGACGUGUUGGAGGCUCGGGGCAGACUGGAAGACAUAUCUGCAAAACGGCCUCGGAUGCGGACCGGUGCUGAGCGAGCGGAGCUCCUUGAUCUGCCUCGGUCAUUGAUAGCCCUCGAGCAGAAAGUGCAGGACUUGGCAGAUGAAUUAGGAUCUGACGAGUUCUUACGACUGACAGGGACGUCGGGCAAUGAGCUGGACGAGGCUAGGCUCAUAUACUUGGGCCUAGUCCGUUCUUCUGGCCGGUUAUGGAUGAUAUGGAACAAUGGCUUGAGGAGCAUGCUGGAAAGUACAUCGACGUACUUUUCCAACAGUGGAAAUAUGGAUGCGGCCCUUCUCAUCGGAUGGGAGGAGAUGCGUUUAAAGAGCGCGAUGGAAUGGGCAGCAAUAACAAAUCUUCCGAGUUUGAUUGCUGAGGCUGAGGAAGAUGAAGAGGAUCUUGAACAUGAAUUAGAUGAUGAAGACAUAUUUUAA